AUGAAGCUACAUUCACUGAGCAGACAGCGAGAUAUCGCACUGCUAACAUCUAUCCUCCGCAUUUCUCAACCAAUUUGCGCCAGCUGUACUCGUCCCAAGUACCGGAACCACGGUGAUGCACGAAAACCUUCCUCGCCGCGUUCCUUCUCCGUCCUCAGCCGACCUCCCCCAAACUAUCCCGGCCAUGUCCCGCUUACCAGUGUCGAACGUGUUGGUCUCGCAAUCGGAAGUGCCAUCGCCUCUCUAAUUGACCCUUACCGGCACGACAUGAUUGCGGCGUGCGGAGAAGCCACAGCGCAACCAUUCUUUAUCUCCUGGCUGCGCAAGCGGAUGCUCUCGGAUCCCACUGGCAGGCGCAUAUUGCGAGACAGACCGCGGAUAACUUCGAAGACGAUGUCGUUGGAGAAGCUGCGACAGUUGCCGGAGAAUAGUGUUGGGAGAGUGUACGCCGCAUGGCUCGAUAGAGAGGGGGUGACGCCAGACACAAGAGACGCAGUGAAGUAUGUUGACGAUGAGGAGGAGGCAUACGUUAUGCAGCGAUAUCGUGAAUGCCACGACUUCUACCAUGCCGUGACGGGGCUGCCGGUGUGGGUAGAGGGUGAGCUCGGACUGAAGGCAUUUGAGUUUGCUAAUACCGGGCUGCCCAUGACUGGGCUCGCCUUAGCUGCAAUGGUUCGGCUAAAACCACGAGAGAGGCGGAGGAUGUUCCAGACUUUCUUGCCCUGGGCGUUUGCGAACGGUUGGAAGAGCAAGGACCUGAUCAACGUGUACUGGGAGGAAGAACUUGAGACGGAUGUUGCGGACUUGCGUAACAGACUGGGCAUCGAGCAGCCGCCUGAUCUGAGAGCCAUCAGGAAGAAACUGAGGGAAGAGCGCAAGGCUGCAAAGGCUGCCUUAUCAUAG
Molecule: messenger RNA, 903 nt
Organism: Cladophialophora yegresii CBS 114405
Lineage: Eukaryota; Fungi; Ascomycota; Eurotiomycetes; Chaetothyriales; Herpotrichiellaceae
Exons: 1
Coding region: 1-903 (300 amino acids)
Biological process (GO): ubiquinone biosynthetic process
Cellular component (GO): mitochondrion; mitochondrial inner membrane
Source: RefSeq, a predicted model, not a curated record